AUGCAGACGAUUCAAUACGCUCAGCACUAUCCUCAUGGACCUCCUCAAUUCACGCCGUUGAGCGGCUACUCACCCUAUCCGCCAGCGUCAAUGGCGGAUCCGAGAUUACCACCACCCAUUCCACUCUCACACGCGCCUGUACAGAGCAACAAACGGUUGGCACCUCCAAUGCCUCAUCCACAGGAGACUCCACCAAAGAAGAAGCAAUCGAAGUGGACUGCCGAUGAGGAUCGAUCGAUCAUUGAAUUGCGUGGGAACGGUAUGAAGUGGGAAGACAUCUCGAAGCAUCUACCUGGACGGAGUGCAAUCAGUUGUCGAUUGAGGUUUCAGAACUAUCUUGAACGUCGAUCGGAAUGGGACGAGGAGAAGAAGAAUAAGCUCGCUCGACUCUACGAGAGAUUCAAGAAAGACAUGUGGGAGAAGAUUGCAAAGGAGAUGCAACUGCCAUGGCGAGCGGCCGAAGCCAUGCACUGGCAAAUCGGCGAGGUCGAGAUGGCUCAACGAGCAAAUGUACCCGUCUUCCACCUCGCACACCAACCAGGCUCUUCGUCGACUCAGGCUGGUCCUGGGUCAGACGCCUACCUCAAAUACCACACGCACACACUCAUCCACACUCUCCCGAACAAUCACGACUACGACGGAACAGCAGCGACUCGUUACCUGGUGGACCUUCAUUACGACGACGAGCAGACAGCGCACGUUCAGUUCCUAGCUCUGCAACACCCCUCGGCAGAGGACAACUUCCACCACUCAUCGACAUCGCCGGCACAGUAUCAGCAACUCCUCGAUACACAUUACCACCCGUAG
Zasmidium cellare ATCC 36951 is the source of this 807-nucleotide messenger RNA. RefSeq lists its product as uncharacterized. Lineage: Eukaryota; Fungi; Ascomycota; Dothideomycetes; Mycosphaerellales; Mycosphaerellaceae. Gene Ontology annotation, biological process: regulation of DNA-templated transcription. The transcript has 3 exons. The record is from RefSeq and is a predicted model, not a curated record. Gene Ontology annotation, cellular component: nucleus. The coding region runs from base 1 to 807 and encodes 268 amino acids. Gene Ontology annotation, molecular function: DNA-binding transcription factor activity, RNA polymerase II-specific; RNA polymerase II cis-regulatory region sequence-specific DNA binding.